AUGAGUUCAAAUCAAAGUCUGAAAAGGGGUGCUCCUGAAAUGCAUCCUGAAAAUGCACCCGUGAAGCGGGUGAAGCUUGAUAAAAUAUAUCGUCUAAUGUCUCUGUACAAGAAACUAGGUGCUGAAAUAAAAAAAAUUGAUGACCGAGAAAUAUCCUUCUCUGAUGAUUAUGAUGAUAUUGAAGAAUCGAGGGUCUUGCAACGGCAUAGAAAGUUAUCCCAGAAGCGUGUUGCCAUCUACGAAUAUUUGGCGAAAAGAGGUGUACUAGUAGAUGAAAAGAACAGACUACUGUAA
Molecule: messenger RNA, 294 nt
Organism: Enterobius vermicularis (human pinworm)
Lineage: Eukaryota; Metazoa; Nematoda; Chromadorea; Rhabditida; Oxyuridae
Source: the annotation of a GenBank genome assembly